Didymosphaeria variabile is the source of this 2520-nucleotide messenger RNA. RefSeq lists its product as uncharacterized. Gene Ontology annotation, biological process: biotin biosynthetic process. The record is from RefSeq and is a predicted model, not a curated record. The transcript has 4 exons. NCBI's taxonomy places the organism in Eukaryota, Fungi, Ascomycota, Dothideomycetes, Pleosporales, Didymosphaeriaceae. Gene Ontology annotation, molecular function: S-adenosyl-L-methionine:8-amino-7-oxononanoate transaminase activity; ATP binding; dethiobiotin synthase activity. The coding region runs from base 1 to 2520 and encodes 839 amino acids. Gene Ontology annotation, cellular component: mitochondrion.
AUGUCGGGGGUUCCGUCUGGCCUGUGGCAGAACCUCAUCGCGCUGCAGGUCUAUGGUGCCAAUACCAAUGUCGGCAAAACAGUCUUCUCCACCCUCCUAGGCGCCCAUUUUGUCCGAAGAGCAGGGAAGCGGAAAUGGAGCCUGCACUAUAUCAAGCCUGUAUCGACGGGGCCCAUAGAAGAUGCUGAUGAUUCAUAUGUCAAGAGACAUGUAGAGGGCGCGUCCGUCACCACACUCUUCCAGUUCAAGGAACCUGUGAGCCCACAUAUUGCAGUGCGGGGCGCGAACUUCGUCCCUACAGAUGACUAUCUAGUCAGGCGAGUCCACGCCAAAAUUAAGAAAGAUGCGGGCAAAUUAUCCUGGGAGAGGCACAUGGGCCUCACCAUCGUAGAGACAGCCGGCGGUGUGCUCAGCCCUGGGCCAUCUGGAGCACCCCAAGCGGACAUCUUUAGGCCAAUGCGACUACCUGUCAUCCUGGUCGGCGACCAUCGCCUUGGAGGUAUUGCCUCUACGAUAUCUGCGGCGGAAUCACUGACCCUUCGUGGUUAUGAUAUCAGUGCUGUCAUUUGCUUCGACGAUAAGGGCAAGUACGAGAAUUCCGACUAUUUGCUGAAGUACUUCGGGAACAUGGAUAUCCCAGCAUUCACAAUACCCUGGAUACCUCAGCUAGAGGGCUACACACAGGAACAGGAACGCGCAACCAUGCGCGAAUACUACGAAAGGCAAAGUUUAACCGAUGGAAUGUACAAGCUCGCUGAUUUCAUUGUCCAACGUCAUACCGAGCGCCUCACCACUAUGAACAAGUUGGCCAGCCGCACGCGAAAAACUAUUUGGCAUCCUUUCACGCAGCACAAGACCAUAGCGAACACCGACGACAUCUUAGUCUGGGACUCUGCAUACGGCGACUACUUCCAAGCGAGGCACACACCAACUUCCCUGAAAGGUAUCAAAGAAGAGGAUGCAGCUGGAAAAUUGCUUCUCUAUCCUGCUUUCGAUGGUUCCGCAUCGUGGUGGACACAGGGUCUCGGCCACGGAAACCCGCGGCUGUCUCUUGCCGCCGCAUACGCAGCAGGACGAUACGGCCACGUGAUGUUCGCCGGUGCCACGCAUGAACCUGCAGUGAUCCUCGCCGAGACGCUACUGAAGGGUACGGAUAAUCCCCGUCUUGCGAAGUGCUUCUACACGGACGAUGGCAGCACCGCUGCCGAGGUUGGUAUCAAGAUGGCACUCAGAGCGACGUGUAAGCGUUACGACUGGGACGGCUCAAAAGAAAAUAUCGAAAUUCUUGGCCUUAAGGGAAGCUAUCACGGAGACACCAUCGGUGCCAUGGACGCUUCCGAGCCGAACGUGUACAACGAGAAGGUGGACUGGUAUCGCGGCCGAGGAUAUUGGUUCGACUUCCCGACCGUGAAGAUGAAGUCUGGAGAGUGGAUGGUCGAACCUCCGAAGGGCAUGGCGAAGGAGCUUGGUGCCCCUGAGUUCUUCACCCAUCUGGAUGACGUAUUCGACUUCGAUGCCAGAGGCCCGGGCCAAGGGCGCCGUUGGUGGCUGUACGAGCAGUACAUCAAGGAGAGGUUGGAUAUACUUGUCAAACGACAGGGCAGGAGAUUCGGUGCUCUGGUCAUGGAACCCAUACUCCUCGGGGCCGGCGGCAUGCUCUUCGUUGAUCCUCUCUUUCAGCGUAAGCUCGUCGAAGUGGUCCGCGCCUACCAAUUCAGCGCACAAGAGGUCAUCCCACCUUCAGACCCCCUUCACUGGACCGGCGUGCCCGUCCUCUUCGAUGAAGUCUUCACGGGCCUCAACCGCCUCGGCCACUUCACACCCUCGUCCCUCCUUGCCGUCCACCCUGACAUCUCCAUCCAUGCGAAGCUCCUCACCGGUGGCCUUCUCCCCCUCUCGGUCACACUUGCCAGCAAAGCUAUCUUCAACGCCUUCCUCUCGCCCUCAAAGUCUGAUGCUCUUCUCCACGGACACAGCUACACCGCACACCCCAUCGGCUGCCACGUUGCCAACACUUCGCUUAAAGAGAUGGAAGUGCUGAAAAAUGGUUUUGCGUGGAAGAGUUUUAGGCGGAAGUGGAGACGGGAGAGUGGGCACAGGGGGGGACACGUGGUCAAAAGGUGGAGUAUGAGAGGAAGGCUGAACGUGGAUGACGGAGCGAAGACAUGGAGUAUGUGGGGCAAGCCGUUGGUGGUGUGGCUGAGUUACCACACGGCCGUUGACCACGUUGUUGCUAUAGGCUCUGUGCUCGCCGUUGCUCUGAAGGAUGAGGAAGGUUCUGCUGCCGGAUUGCGCGAUGCGCUGCUGAACGACAGGUCGUAUACGGAAGUCAGCGUGCACUCGCGUGUGCUUGGAAACGUUCUAUACCUUAUGGCGAGCUUGACGACGUUGCCGAAGGACUUGGAUGCUGUGGGUGAUGCGUUGAAGCAGAAGUUGGAUAGCGUGAGUGGCAUCACAAGAGGUCAAAGGAACAAUCGGAAGCAUGUUCAAGACAUCACCUGGAUGAAAUAUGCAGAGUAA